GAUUCGAGGAUCUCAGAAUUUUUUUUUUUCUGAAAUCUCCAGAAAAAAUUCAAACAAGAUGGCGGCCUCUCGGCGGCAGUGGAGCGAAGAAAAGGAGAGUGAACUUAUUUCUUUUUGCGUGGGCAAUUUGUCAUGUGUCAACCCAAAACAGGGAACUUACCUCAUUUAAUGCUUAAAAUACCAACAAGUGUCCAAUUUAAUGUGCACAGGCUGUAAUUUAGUCACUGAAUGUUUUCAGUGAAAUACUAAAAAGACGCGUUCUGUUUAACGUCUGUAGUGGCGUAGGCUGUAGGGCGUAUGGCACGUGAAAGUAGCUUUUGAUGCGAUCAAUUCUGGUUCGAAUCCGCCUUUUGCCAAACUCGCUCUUCUCCCUUUUCCUACAACAAAUCAAAAACGCAAUUAUAUUUAAUAAAAACGAAGAAUAUAUUUGAAAAAUAAAGUGCCUAACAAAUGUUUAUAAUGAAGUAUUUAUUGGGUUGGCAGUAGAUUUGCUUCUCUCUGAUUGUUUGCUGCCAACUGUCCGUUGCCCUAAUUAGUUGCCCUGUGUCUCACCAGGUUGCCCGUUGACGGCAACAUUGCCCGGCAACAUUGUUUAAAAAGUUGCCCCGUGUAUCAUCACCUUAAGGUUCUCCAGCUAGAAGACCAGUGUAAGAUGGACCAGCUAAGACUUUGCUUUAAAUUGGUCAAGAUAUGCUCUAAACCGCUAGUGGUAUGUGAUGUUUUCAGUGGUGAAGUUGCAAAUGCAAUCAAGCCUUUAAUGCAUCACAAAUUGGCAUGGAGCCUAAAUUUCAGUCAGUCACCAUCCGUAUGGCUUCUAUUUUUGUUAAUGGAAUAAGUAGCCUAUAUUGUAUCAGAUCGUCUGCAAUUGACAUGGUAACAAGCAUCUUACUUUGUGGCCUUGUUUCACUCUGAACCCUUCUGCGCACCCGAACAUGUUUGAUGGGCUGCAUUUCUGCGGCUCAUACUAUUACCAGAUGUUCCCUUGUCCAUAAACACAGACACAGAGGUCAGACAUACACACAGAUUUCUCUAGACGCUCCUCACACACCACCCCAUGUGGUGAAUAAAAACAAACUGCUAACACAAAGCCUGGUCUGUUAGUCUGCGGCAGCCUGCUCCUCUUCUCACUUCAAGUACCGGCAUUCUAAACACACCACAAUAAAUAUCUUUUUUUCAGCACCAGGCGUGACUUAACAAAAUAGGGAACAGAUAGUCUUGAGCUUGACUGCGUUCAAUAGAAGACCUUUUAAUAUAGCAAAUGGUAGCAUACAUGUCUGUACAAAAAUAGUGUCUCUGCUCUGUGGGGUUAAUGCCACACUGAAUGCUCUAGACCCAGGGGAUUGAGAAGGGUUUAUGGAGGAAGACGGUGGGUGGUCUAUACGGCAGGAUUCUCUGCUAAAGCAGUGAUCUCCAGGUCUGAGAGUUUGGUGGACUUGAUGUAAACCUGCUGUCUCACUCUAUGAAGGGAUGAGUAUGUGCUGUUUGUGUUCACUGUGUUUUCACCGAGCAGCUGAGUCAGGCUGGACUCGACUAACACCUUCCCAUCACUAUGGGGACAGCCUUUCUCUUAUCUUCUCCUAUAGCAGAUGAUCAUAGUCAGAGCAGGGAAGAUGGUUUUAGUAGUUCGCUAGAAUGAUCGACAUGUAAGUGCGUGUCAUUAAAGAAGCUGUAAGUCCAACUUUUACAGCUUCAUUUUGUCAAAUUAAAUAUGUCAUGGAUUUAGCCCCUCCAUUCCUCUUUAUCUCUUCCUUUCCUCCUCAUUGUUCUCCUCCUAAUAGAUGAGCCCAGUGUUGUCCGCUCCCCACCUUUCAAGUUGGGCCUAUUUUUAGCCCCUCGUGUGCCUGGCUGAGGGGAUGCGUGAAAGUGGGGACUGUGUGUGUUUGCUGAUUCUGGCAGUGACAGAAUGAAAGGAGACUGACGGGGUGCUAUGGUUUUAAUAUUACCAUGGUGACAGGGAACAGAAACUGAUAACUAUGAUAUAAAUAGUUUGUGUUAGGGAAACUCCUAAAGUUCAGUAAAUCUGUGUGGCCGACCAGACUGGCACAGAUCAUAUCAUGAUAACCUUAGUAUUUUGACUGCCCGCAUGCGUCGAUGCUGGCUACGUGCCAGUCUCUGAUGUCACCAUCUUUCCUAAUUCAUCUGAUAACAUGGUGAUACAUGAAACAAAUACACAAGAAAAAUUAGCAUGUAGGAUGCAACUGACUUCCUAACGUUUAUCGAAGAACUUUUAAAGUGUUACGUAAAUUGGAGCCACAACGCUGCAUAAAAUGGGCAUAAUUUCACGCUGAUGAUAUGAAUAGUUUCAGUUGAUCUAGUAAGAAAUUUAUUUCUUUGACUUUGGAAAUGGAUACAUUCUGACCUUCUGCUGUUUUUUUGCAUGUGUCCGCAUAGGCGGGAGAAAGAGCGAGUGCGUGGGAGGCAUGUUGUAUUGGAAUUGUGAUGGGAAUAAAAGGAAAAGGAAGGACAGAGCAAGUAAUAUGAGUUUUACAUUAGAAAGAGUGUUGUUAAGGGAAUCUAAAAAUCUGAAGGCAAUGCUUUUUUUGGACAGUAUUUGUGAGAGAUUGAGUGGUGGGUACGAGCGGGGUGAAGGAGUGUAUGGAUUGACAAGGGAAGGGGAUGCCUCUCUCUGCUCAUGCUUCGACAUCUGCUCACAGGCUAGAGCCAAGGGUGGGAGGAGUUUGAGUGCUCCUGCUGCAGCGGAGAGAGGGAGGGAGAGAGGGAAGGAAAGAGCGGGGAUGCAUCAGUGCCACAGAAGAGAGGGAGAGAGACUGCUUUCUGCAUCACACCACUCUAUCCUUCAUUUACAUUCCAGACGCUGGCUCCUCUCUGGAGAGCCCCUUCUCCGUUUGAAAUGCCAAUCAUCACUUGCUGUUUCUUCAUCCUGGAUCACACAUACUUCCUCCACAUUGAUGUGAGGGAGCUGGGAGCCUGGCACAUGCUGAAGAGAUUCCCCGCUGUUCUUUCGAUUGACAACUGACGACUGAAGUUUCUGCAAAGGCAUCACUCUGGAUUGCGUCCUUUUUGGGAUUUAUAGGAAUAAACAAUUUGACUACGUUCUUGUGAGGAAUCUCCAGUGCUGUUUCACUGUGCGUGAUCCUCCGGACUAAUAACUGUUUGAGAGCGACUGGGACUUCUGUGAUCAGAGUGGCAAGGACUCUGCUUCCUCUGCUUUUUUCCUUGUGCACGUCCUGUGCCGGCAGCUGCCUACCCUGCUCAGGCGCAGCUGUGCUUCUCCCCGGAAAGGUGGGGGACUGAUAAAAGAGGAGGGUUUAUUUGUCUUGUACUGCUGGGGUUUUAUCCAGAAUUUAAGCUAGACUCACCACCUGCCCCCACAAUAGUCACUGUAUUAUCCAGUGUGUUUUACAAGUGACUCUCCCCAGGAUCCUGUCCCUGCAUGCGCAUGUGUUAGUGAAAGGAUUGGUGCGGACACUGAGGACUAGCGGCUCAUGUUGCUAAUAUGGAAGGCACCUGGCAUGGACACCUCCCCCAACAGGGACAGCCGAACUGUGGGCAGUCUUUGCUGAGCUAGGCCCCCAAGGAACUAGCACCCCAAUUGUGCGCCCAAGCGCACCCUGAACAAGAUGAACGCCACUGAGUUGAACCAUAGCACAGAACCCUUCUGCCUGCUGGACAUUGGCUACUCCCAGAUCUUUAACACCUGCCUGCUGGAAGUAGCUGUUAUUUUCUUCUUGACAGUGCUCAUCAUCUCUGGGAACCUGGUGGUUAUAUUUGUGUUCCACUGUGCCCCGCUACUCAGCCACCAUACCACUAGCUCCUUUAUACAGACUAUGGCAUACGCAGACUUCCUGGUUGGGGUCAGCUGUCUUAUCCCCUCUCUGUCUCUUCUGCACCAUCUGGAGGGUUUGAACGAGAAACUCACCUGCAUGGUCUUUAGCUACAUGGUCUGCGUGUUGAAGAGUGUCUCCAUGGCCUCUCUGGCAUGCGUUAGUAUUGACCGUUAUGUUGCCAUCACCCGACCUCUUUCCUACACAGCUCUGGUCACACCCUGCCGUCUUCGCACUUGCAUUACACUUAUUUGGCUGUAUUCAGCACUCAUCUUUUUGCCGACUUUUUUUGAUUGGGGCAAGCCGGGAUACCAUGGUGAUGUAUUUAAUUGGUGCUCCUCUUGGGACACCCAGCCCCUUUUUACCGCCUUUAUUGUUGCGGCCCUCUACGCACCAGCUGCUUUUACUGUUUGUUUCACUUAUGCCCAUAUCUUUCGGAUCUGUCGGCAGCACACUCGGCAGAUCAGUGAGCGGAGAGCUCGCUUUGGCCCACAGGAUCCUGAGACGGGUGAGCAAGCUUGCACGGACAAACGCUACGCCACCGUGCUCUUCCGUAUCACCAGUGUGUUCUACCUGCUUUGGCUACCCUACAUUAUUUAUUUUUUACUGGAGAGCGCAGGGAUAUACCACCAUGCCAUUGUCUCAUUCCUGACCACAUGGCUGGCCAUUAGCAAUAGUUUUUGCAACUGUCUCAUUUACAGCCUGUCUAACAGCGCCUUCCGCAAAGGCCUCAAGCGCCUCUGCCUGCUUUGUCUGCAACGUACCGACACCAAGAAGCCUCUAGGAGAUCCACCAGCACCUCCGCGCCCUGCAUGCCAUGUGUAACACCAUCUUUUUGCAAGAUAGUGAGCUUUAUAUUGAUGGCAAGGGUCUUGUCUGUUAAGUGGGUGCUGAAGAUUGGUUUAGUCAUCUGAGCACUAUCCCAGUUCGGUCCCGGUGUUCUGAAUGAGGCUAGAUGACAAAGGUCUGUUUGCCUUUAUGUAUAGUUGCAGGAUUACCUGGUAGGAAGAAACGGACCUUUGACCUUGGUCAUGAGAGAUGAAGUGCACAACUAUGUGAGAGUGGGCUAUUCUCAUUGGUGUUUUCAGAUAUACCAUUCUCAGCAGUUUUUGCUACAAUGAUUAAUUAAGCAACGAGGAAAGGAGAUAAAUAUUAUUCUGUGAGACAGAAUUGUGAUUGUGAAGUCUUGCAUUAAAUAUUGUCUGUAUGCAAAAAACAUCAUUUUAAUUUAUGACAGUAAUGCAAAGAUGGAGUUGCGCUCAGCAAAUGUCUUCUUAAAAGAAGACCAGCUCGUGUCUUUUACAGACUUCAGCUAGCUGAUCUUUUAGACUUUGUGGUGAAUUUACCAGCCUUUGUGGACUUUUAGUUCUGCUCAUGUUGUCAGCAUAGUGAGAACAAAUGGUCUCUGUUUCUCCAGUUAACAUGCUCACAUUUGUUUAAAUGUAGGAAGAAGGAUCUCUGCUAGACUGAUGUAAAAUCUGAAAUAUUAGACUAGAUGUUAAUAUUAUCUUCUGGACAGAGACUCUGCAAAGAUUAAAAGCAUUUCCAAGAGCUGACCUGGUUUCAGACUCAUAAUCUUAGUUAUGUUUUUACUAGUAAUGUCCAAUUCUUGCCUCAUAAUUUCAGAGGAUAAUCUGAUCACUACCCUGCUCUCAGCUGAGGAAUGUGUUUGAUAGAUCGGCAGUGUUUCUUGUCUAUGAAUCAGCGAUAAGUCUUGACCUUCAGCAAUCACAAUUGGAAUUUUUUUUUAAAGCCCUUUUCCCAAAGAGCAGAAUUCUACUCUAGCCCCUAAGCAAUGCCACAAUUACAUGGUCUUCCCAUUUUCUGCUUAUUUAAAGCCAUGAAGGGAUUACAUAACCACGCCUCCAGUCAGAGGACAUCAUCCUUAAAAAACGCAGUAAUACAACAGCAAACAGACGGCACAUUCUGACUCCUUUCUAACCCUUGAUCACACUGGAGAUGAACUUCCUUGCUGAAACAAACAUUCUUUCACCCCAGCAUCAAUAGGAUCCUGCAAGUCAUUCUGAAAGAUCUAUUUAACUACUUGGAGUAUUUUAUCUGAUUCAAAUUGGAUUUCAAUUUGAUUUUAAUGUCUGCUGGACAGAAUGACUCUUGGACUCUUGGAAUCUUGGACUCUUGGACUCUUAGAAGUUUCAAUCCUGUACAACUCUCUUGCCAUGCUUGGUUUUCUUCCAUGGGUUACAAUGUGUACAGACGCACAGUCACCCUUAAAAUAUUGCAUAAUGCAGUUAGGCACAACACAGAAUCACAUGACCGUAACAGAUGUUGCUUAAUUCUGCAUUUGAGCCCUUAAGAUGAACAACGCCGCAGUGGUGAAGGUUGCUGAUGUGGGCAAGAACCAAAAAGCUUGUUGUGUUUAACUCAAGGUGUAUUAGGACACUUGGAUAAAAUGGAGGUCAGAAGAAAACCUACUAAAACAGUGAUAUCUGGAUGCAGAGGUCAAAGUAUUAUGACAAAUGUUUCUGGAGAGUCCUGCAUAUAUAUACACACACACACACACACACACACACACACACACACACACACACACACACACACAAAAAAAAAAGCGGAACAAUAAUAAACUGCAUCUUACAGCACUGUACUGUUUAUCUUUAUGACACACUUAAGAAGCCUCAUACACAGAUUCUGUACAUAAUUCAUAUGUGGAGGUGCCAAGAAAAUAGAGGGCAUUGAAAAUCAUGCCCUUUGUCAUUUUUUUCAUGCUGUGACUAUGAUCAUAAAUUCACUCAUUUGGAUGGUACUGUUAAAAAUACUUUCUUAUGCGGAUAGCUUUGUCCUUAUAGCUGACCAAAGUAACAAUAUUUAUUGAUGUUCUCUGAUGGAAUUGUUUUUUUUAUAUAUAUAUAUAUAUAUAUAUAUAUAUAUAUAUAUAUAUAUAUAUAUAUAUAUAUUACAGGAACCACAAAAUGUAAUAAGAUUGAAAUUACAUUUUGAAUGGAUUGAUUAUUUGUAGUAUGUAAGGCAUUUAUUAUAAAAAAAAAAAAAAAAAACAGUCUGCAUUCCUCUUUGUAUUUAAUCUAAAAGUAUUUAUGAACUUUACCUUCUCUUAAAUUGUUUUAAGAGAAUUUUUUUUCCAUUGGAGAGGGUUAUAUAUUGUAGCAUAUUCCCCAAAUACUUUUUGUAUGAUAGCAUGGGAAAAAUGCUCUAAUUUUAUCACCAAAACCAGUAGUUUGACUGUCAGAAAUGGAUCUAGUUAUUAUGCCACGUCACUUCAGUUAAUGACUGAAUUGCCUAAAGACUUGCUUUUAUAACUGUAAUACUGUGACGUGAAGAAGUGUCUUAUGACUGUCUUUUUAAGCGUUUGGUCAAGCUUUUGAGAGGUGAUGUGUAAGGUCUGAACUGCCAUGUCAUGGCAGGGUGAUGUGCAAUACUUCCACUCACUAGAGAGUGAUAGAAAACAUAUCACACAUAAUAGAAAAAGGGCUUUUUUCCCAGCUUGUUUGUUUAAAUGUAGAUGUUGAUCUUGUGGCCUCUGGCCAUGUGCUGUUUUUGAUCCAGAGCUGAAAGAAUUUGUGUAUCUCAGUUCAGCCAUUUACCCAUCCAUCGCUUUAUUGAUUGCACAUGACCAUGUGUGUGCGCACACGUGCAUGGAUGUGUAUGUGCUUUAAACAGAACAAAGGUUCAUGUCUAUUCCAGGGACUUGUUUUUAGCAUUCGUCUUGAUUGCUUUUAGGACUUUUUAAUGUCCCUGGACCUCUGGACUCACCCAGGACUGCUUCCUCCCUCUUGUCUUAAGAAAACAGUCCCUGUAUUCACCUAAAGGAAUCAAAUUAAAUUUAAUGGCCAUGCUUGAGAAGCUGCCUACAAAACAGUUGCUUGUUUAUAAACCAUUUGGAUCGGUUGAAUUUUGAGAAACCAUCCAUUUGUUGCUAUAAUUCAGACUGAUUCUGAUGUCUUUCUCAUUGGUCACCAGUUAAUUCUUUCUAUGAAAAUAAAAUCAAAAUUGGAUUGGAUGCAUAAACUGCUGAGAAAAUCCAGAUCUUGAAGCAUGUGUAUCUGUUAAUUUUCAAAUGCUGUAGAUAUUGUCUUCUGAGGUUGUUUGUACAUACCUCUUUGUGUCUGAAGGAUAUUGUAAGUGGGAUUGUAUAUUGAUUUUAUGUACUACAAAUGGAAAUGUGUGUUUUGAAAUGGAAUGGAUUUUGAUGCUCUAAUGCUGCCCAAACAGGUGUCAGCAUUGCAUGUUUUGCUUUAUAAAGAUGAUGGUACUUCUGUCAUGGGUAAAAGUUGGAGAAAGGAUUUUAACUUUUGGGACAUUUUGAUGCCAGAGAGUGCUUUUUUGUUGUUUGUUUUUUGUUCUCCUUAUGAUGCCAAAGUAUUCUUUUUUUUUUUUUCUUUCCUGUGGGAAAACUGCUCUGUUCUUGAAAUCAAAGUCAAGGGCUAGUGCUCUCAAGGGAGAAAAUCUCCCAAUAUGACUUGCUUUCCGCUGUGCCAUAUUAGGACGCAGGACCCAACCGGCCCCUGCCAUCGCAGAAAAUGGAGGGCUGAGCUUGGAACAGUGUGUGUUCUCUCCCUGAGGAACACACUUUUUCGUGCACACAAACACACACACCCACACACCCCUCCUUAACCUCAUCUUGAUUGUGCUAGGCAUCUUUAUUGAGUUUAUACAUGUAUGUUUUAACAAUCAAUUAAAUUGCUGAGCCAGGCUCCUUAAUGAAUUGCUCAUGAUCUUGCCCUCCUAAGCGGGUCUGAUUUUUAUUUGAUUAACUGGAGAGAAUUGUUUUUCGCCUUUCAACUUAAAGCAUUCCAAAUUGUAUUUCAUUUCUUAUCGUGAGUGAACACUUUGCGCAAGAGGAUAUGAAAGCACUGCAAAGUCUUUGUGAUUAACAACAUUUUGAACUGAAGUUGCUUGGCUAAAAGAAAACUUGAUCUGCUUCUCCGUAUUUUCGUCAGCAUAUCAACAAAUUGUCUGGUGUGUGUAGGGCUGUAACUGAGGUACUGGUGUAGUGUACCACAAAUUUUGUAAUGAUGUCAUGUUUUAGAAAAUAAUUGUCAAUAAUAUAUUUAUAUUCUGGUAUAUCUGCACUGAGGAAAUAAAUGUGAUCUUAUCCUA
Ctenopharyngodon idella (grass carp) is the source of this 8861-nucleotide messenger RNA. RefSeq names its product probable G-protein coupled receptor 21. The record is from RefSeq and is a predicted model, not a curated record. NCBI's taxonomy places the organism in Eukaryota, Metazoa, Chordata, Actinopteri, Cypriniformes, Xenocyprididae. Gene Ontology annotation, molecular function: G protein-coupled receptor activity. Gene Ontology annotation, cellular component: membrane. The transcript has a single exon. Gene Ontology annotation, biological process: G protein-coupled receptor signaling pathway. Bases 3582 to 4610 code for a protein of 342 amino acids.